AUGCCGACGGGACCUUUAACGGCCCAGUCGGCGGUGCUGACCGGAGCUGCCAGGUUCCCUUUUCGACCGGGUGUUCCUGUCGAAAACCGGACACCUGGUCACCCCAGCAGGACACGACCCCCCAGGGGCACAGCCCAGACCCUGCCCAGCCAAGGCCCCUGCAGGGGCUGCUCCGGCAGUCCCCGGUUCUCGUGGCUGGUGGAUGCCGUGAGCCCGGCCGAGGGCACCGAGGGCGGCUGGGACGUCACCGCCUGCUGGGCCCAGGACCGGACGGUGCAGGCGACCGAGCGUUUCGAUGCUGUAAUUGUCUGCAGCGGUCACUACUCCGACCCAUUCGUCCCCCCCAUCCCCGGCCUCGAGACCUUCCCAGGCCGGCUGCUGCACAGCCACGAAUACCGCUGCCCGGAGCCCUUUGCGGGCCGCACCGUGGUGCUGCUGGGGGCCGGCCCGUCCGGCGUGGACCUGACGCUGCAGCUGGCCCCCGUGGCCCAGCGGGUGAUCCUGAGCCACCGGCAGCCCACGUUGUCCGCGCUGCCCGGGAACGUGCUGCAGGCAGCGCCAGCGGUGGGCGUAGCGGGAGACACGGUCCAGUUCGGGGACGGCGCCGAGCACAGGGCCGACGUCCUCAUCCUCUGCACCGGGUACCGGUACCGCUUCCCCUUCCUGUCGCCCACCCGCCUGGGCCUGCGGAUCACGGACCACAUGGUGACGCCGCUGUACCGGCACCUGCUGCCGCCGCACCAUCCCGGCCUCUUCUUCAUUGGGCUCUGCCAGCAGAUCUGCCCCUUCCUGCACUUCCACUGCCAGCUGCUCUUCUGCCUGGCGGUGCUGGUGGGCACCUGCUGCCUGCCCUCCGCUGCCGAGAUGCAGGCGGCCGCCGAGGGGGAGCUGCGGCAGCAUCUAGGGGCCGGGGGAGCCCCCAAGCACUUCCACCAGCUGGGAGAGCUGCAGUGGGGUUACUGCCAGGAGCUGGCACGGCUGGGCGGGUUCGAGCCCCUGCCCCCGGUGGUCAGGAAGAUCUACGAGGCCACGCGGGCGAGCCGCAGGCAGGACAUCUCCAGCUACCGGAGCCUCAACUACAGGGUGUUGAGUACUGAGGAGUGGGAGUUGGUGGGGGCAGACCCCGGGGGGACCCCAGGUGAGGGGAUGUAAUGGUCCCUUUCUACACUCGCUUUGCACAAAGGGGACAGGCCAGAGGGGCUGGGGGCAAUGGAGACGGAGCUCCUGC
This is a messenger RNA of Emys orbicularis (European pond turtle), 1228 nucleotides long. RefSeq lists its product as uncharacterized. The transcript has 4 exons. NCBI's taxonomy places the organism in Eukaryota, Metazoa, Chordata, Testudines, Emydidae. The record is from RefSeq and is a predicted model, not a curated record. Gene Ontology annotation, molecular function: NADP binding; flavin adenine dinucleotide binding; N,N-dimethylaniline monooxygenase activity. Bases 1 to 1152 code for a protein of 383 amino acids.